Molecule: messenger RNA, 551 nt
Organism: Soboliphyme baturini
Lineage: Eukaryota; Metazoa; Nematoda; Enoplea; Dioctophymatida; Soboliphymatidae
Source: the annotation of a GenBank genome assembly
AUGAAAGCGGCCGAUCUCUUUCAAGCAACACGUUUGGACUUGAUGGCGAACGGUACAGCAGAAGCACGCGUCGACUUUCAUCACAGGACAAAUCCACUUUUCAGGUACAAGUUCCUUCUGCAGUUUUUUCCCAACGGUAAAGACGAAACGGUGAAGGAGUACUGCUCAAUGUUCCUGCAUAUACUUGAUUGUCCGUCCCAGUCGAUCACCCUCAAAGUGAACUUGGAAAUACAGACCCUGGACGAUCUGCAGAGUUUCGACUUCAGCAACAACAACGUAACGAUUAGACGGCGUGGAAUUAUCACAGUGUCGAGGUUGGUUCGUCGUGACCAACUGAUCAGUCUACGGCACCAGUUCUUACCAAACGAUCGACUGACAAUCGUGUGCAUUCUGGACGUGUAUGAAGACAUGAAGUCAAUAAGCGAAGAAGCAGCAGCUGUUAAUCUGGGUAGGAGAAGUUCUGUACUUCCAUAUGUUUUGAGUAGGUGUGCGUGGCAAAUGAACAGCAUCAUCUCAGUUUUAACCGUCCGUUGCAAAAUCCACAGUUGAUU